UCGAUGACUAAUAGUGUGAUAGUGAUACGGAGAAUCCCGAUCAGAAUAGUGCUGAUGACAUCACCAAUAAGAUUGAUUCGGAUGAAAUGGUUGUGGAGGAAGGCUUGGCCUUGGUCACAACUUCGACAUCCAGUUCGCUCCUAUCCAACGAUGAUAGCAUACUGAUGGAACGGUCCCAUGCAAUUCCAUAUGCCCUCAUCAAAGAGCAGUGGCAACUGGUACUGGACCAGGAAGAAAACGCCACCAUUCCUCAAAUGGAAACAGCUAUCCUGAAGUGCAAGGACCUAGUUCUACGGAGUAGGGACGAUUCCAUCGAGCGAAAGUGGUUGGUGCAUCUGAUUGAGCUGCGACAUCGCCUGCGGGAACUUCAGGACGUGGAUACCGAGGAUGCGGAGACACCGGAAACUAAGGUCAUCCUAGGGCAUCACUUUGUCACGCAGCGAAAUGGUUCUGCUAAGCGGAAGUUACACUGUGACCAUUGCGCCGGCAUUAUCUGGAACGUGGUCCAGGCGUUUUAUGUGUGUGCCGACUGUUCGUUUGUCGCUCAUCAUAAGUGCAUACCGAAUGUGAUAAGGAUUUGUGCUCACGUAAUCACGACCGAGCGGAACCUACCGAUCGAAUGCAUCUCGGAGAUUGGGUUGGCCUUUCAGAAGUACACCUGUGCCGAGUGCGGAACGCAGCUCAGCUAUAAUAUCUCCACGACAUUCGGUUGCUUCGGCGUAGAACUAAAAGCAGAAAAGCUCAACGCAACCGUGCCCCGCUUAUGUGACUACUCGGGGCUAUACUACUGCCCGGCCUGCCACUGGAACGACACCAGCAUCAUUCCGGCCCGGGUCAUGAACAACUGGGACUUUGUGCCGCGUAAGGUCGGCCGAGCAUCGCUGCAGCAGAUUCGACUCUUGUACGACCGGCCGCUCAUCAACCUGGAACAACGUAAUCCACGCUUGUUCCAGCUGGUGGCCCUCAAGCUGGGAGUGGUUAAAGGGAUGCGCCAAAAACUGACCCAAAUGCGACGGUAUCUGAUGGUUUGUCGGAUCGCUGAUGAGCUGCGGCUGGUUCGGGAAAACAUCGGAGACAGACGGCACCUGAUGCAGACCGUGGACAUGUACAGCGUGGCGGAUCUGGUCGGAGUGGAGAACGGGACGCUGCUGGACUUUCUGCGCAAGGUGCUCAUGGUCUUCGAGCGACACAUUAGGAAUUGUGUGAUUUGCUCGGGCAAAGCGUACAUCUGUGAAGUUUGCAACAAUGACGAGAUAUUGUUCCCAUUCGACGAGGUUGCCAUCGCCUGUACCCGCUGUAACUCGAUUUCGCACCGAUCAUGCCACGCUCGGAAAAACCGGAGUUGUCUCAAAUGUACGCGUCUUCGGAUUCGCGAGCAGCAGAUGCGUAACGAAAUCCUGGAUGCCGCCAACGGAAACUAGAGAUCUGUAAAUGUUCACUGCAUUGGACAUCACUGGAAACGCUUUCGAUACACCAGCAGUUUGCGCUUUUGGCCAUGUCACCUUUACCAAAGCUACUGAAUAGAAGCGUGCACGAAAUUGCUUUUGAAAUAUACUACACUGUACAAA
Molecule: messenger RNA, 1568 nt
Organism: Aedes aegypti (yellow fever mosquito)
Lineage: Eukaryota; Metazoa; Arthropoda; Insecta; Diptera; Culicidae
Product: differentially expressed in FDCP 8 homolog
Source: RefSeq, a predicted model, not a curated record